Manis pentadactyla (Chinese pangolin) is the source of this 991-nucleotide messenger RNA. RefSeq names its product NME/NM23 family member 5 (gene NME5). The record is from RefSeq and is a predicted model, not a curated record. The coding region runs from base 222 to 860 and encodes 212 amino acids. Lineage: Eukaryota; Metazoa; Chordata; Mammalia; Pholidota; Manidae. Gene Ontology annotation, molecular function: nucleoside diphosphate kinase activity. Gene Ontology annotation, biological process: UTP biosynthetic process; GTP biosynthetic process; spermatid differentiation. The transcript has 5 exons.
AAGCACAGGGCACACCUUAGACGCAGAGGAGAAACCGUAUUAUUCAGCUACUGCUUCUAGGAAAAGAUCCAGCAUUUUCUAACUUACUAAAUUAAUAAAAUCAAGCACCUGAUAAUGCCGUUCUUAAUCACAAUUAGGUUAAAUUUGGGGUUGGGGGGAAUGCGUGUCAUUGCAGUUGAUACCUGUCAAGGAUCUCUUAAAUUGUACCCUGAAAAGCCGGAAUGGAGAUAUCAAUGCCCCCACCUCAGAUCUAUGUAGAAAAAACUCUGGCCAUUAUCAAACCAGAUAUUGUUGACAAAGAGGAGGAGAUAAAAGAUAUUAUUCUCAGAUCGGGAUUCACCAUUGUUCAGAGAAGAAAACUACGUCUCAGUCCUGAGCACUGUAGUAACUUUUAUGUGGAACAGUAUGGAAAAAUGUUUUUCCCCAAUUUAACAGCUUACAUGAGUUCCGGACCCCUUGUUGCCAUGAUAUUAGCUAGACAUAAAGCCAUUUCACACUGGAAAGAACUUUUGGGACCAAGUAACAGCAUAGUAGCUAAGGAGACCCACCCAGACAGUUUAAGGGCAAUUUAUGGCACAGAUGACCUGAGGAAUGCACUUCAUGGAAGUAAUGAUUUUGCUGCAGCAGAAAGAGAAAUUCGAUUCAUGUUUCCUGAAGUGAUUGUUGAGCCCAUUCCAGUUGGACAAGCUGCUAAGGACUAUUUAAAUCUAUAUGUAACACCAACUCUGCUUGAAGGACUCACAGCACUUUGUAAGCAAAAACCAGCAGAUCCUUUGAUUUGGCUAGCUGAUUGGUUACUGAAAAAUAAUCCCAACAAACCUAAACUUUGUCACCAUCCAAUUGCAGAAGAACCAUAUUAAAAUAAAGUCCCUCAGAGGACAAAUUAUGAACUAUCUUAUUGUAAAAGUCAUACUUCUACUAAAAAAACCAAACAUGAUUGCUGAAGGUUUAAGUAACUCCAUGUGAAAUAAAUUAUUUCUUAAAAAUAAAA